CCCUAAGUGAAAUCUUUGGCUUGCUUAGAAUACAGCGUAGUCUAUCUUUGCCGAUAAAAGAAAGUGGCUGUAGGUCCAAGCAGGUGCCGCCAAAUUUCAUGACGUCAUGGAUACCUGUUGACUGGUCGUUCUACAGCACUGUCGCGGUGCGGUUCACAAUCGUCGGGUCGAAAUCGACUACACGGAACACAUUCCCCCGGAUCCUUCACAGCGCCGUGCUCCAGGUCUGAGCGCUUCGAGGCGCUGCCACCAUCAACCUGGAAGCGCGGGCGAGGUCCGACAGAAACUCGAUCACGUGACUACUGCAAUUGCUCUAGGAAGGAACUAUCCCGUUCGGCUGGGGCCGCCUUUCCCUGGCUCUGCUGAACUCGACAAGGCUCCGCGUCGCUGCAAACGGAGUUGGAGUGAGCCGAGCAUUAAUCUGUUCGGAAACCGGUCAUGCUUCAGUCGUUCAACGACGAAAUUCCCACCCGUGUGCAGGCGUAGAACCAUGCGCGGUUUCGGCUGGAUGUAGCCAGGAAGGUCAUUCACGGUACUCAGGCCUCCAUUUGUGCCGCAGACUGCAAGCCUGUUCACCAGUGUUCGCCGCAAAAGGAUGCAUGCUGAGAGGGUACACCGUCACCUCUUGAAACGUUCCCCAGCCUUGGGCGUGUUGUUCCGUCUAGAAUUGCGGUGUUAGUGCUAUCGAAUGCAAUGACUCCCGCUCCCACUGGCGUCGGCGACAGCUGCGCGGGCGCCCCGUGGAACGCGUCUUCUCGCGUAGCGGCCGUGGUCAACGAUGCCGCCGCGUCGUCGUCCAUGUCUUCGUCGCCAUCGGCAUUCCCCAGGGCCCCGUUCAACGCGACCGCCGGCAACGCAGACCACCAGGACCCGCUUCUGGUCUACCCGGGCGUCCCUUACCCAGACCUCACGCAGCUACCGGGAGUGUGCAGCGCUUUCGUCCUCCUUUAUCUAAUCGUGAUGGUGCUAUCGCUGGUCGGCAACGCGAUGGUGUGCUACACGGUGCUCUCGGACCGCAAGAUGCACACGGCCGUCAACUACUACAUGGUGAACCUCGCGGCCUGUGACUUGGCCGUCGGCGCGUUUGUGCUUCCGGUCAAGCUGAUGGAACUGGCCGGUCCGGCCUCGUGGUCGCUGAUGACCGACUGGCUGUGCACGGCCCUGCUCUACUCGCAAACUGUCGUAGUGUUCGCCUCCGUGUUGACGCUCGUCGCCACCUGCCUGGAGAGGUAUCUUGCCAUCGUGUACCCUCUCGUAUCUCGAGCCCAGCAAAGCAAGGCCCGUGCGAAGCGCAUCCUGCUGGGAGUCUGGGCGGCCCCGUGCCUGCUUGCGUCACCGUUCCUGCAGCCCGCGAGAGCGGAGUCUGACACUCUGUGGUCACAGUACGGCAGCAUCUCGAGACGAAGCUGCCUCAUCACACUCGAUCCAAGCUUUAGGAGGGGCUACUACACGAGCCUGUUCGUGCUGAUGUACCUGCUACCCCUGGCGUUCAUCGGCUGGACGUGCGCUCGCAUCGCCCGCUGUCUGCUCAAAGGCAUUGCUCUCACCAGGCAAGGGAGCCUGCGCCGACAGGAGGCCAAUCGCAGAAAGGUCGCCAAAAUGGUCAUGGUCGUGGCCGCUGCGUUCGCCCUGUCCUGGACACCGUACUUCCUGGUGUCCAUGUGGACCCAGUUUGGCACCAACUACCUGGAGAAGCAGAACUAUUUCUUCACUAUGCUCAGCAUAAACCUGCUUGCGUUCAUCAACUCUUGCGUGAACCCGUUCAUCUACGCGGCCAUGAGCAGGCGCUUCCGUGGCGGCUUCCGGAGGAUCUUGUUUCCCAUUUCCUGCGCUGGAAGCUGCCAGUCCGGAACCAGGUGGCCGCCAACCGCAAGGCCUGUGGUUCCCGCCUGUUCAUCGUCGUUCCGGCUUCGCCUCCAUCGGCUGGUGAACGGCACCAGCCUGCUGUCGACUGCGUCCAGUGGGUCGCAGAGCGACAGCCUACCCCACUCGGUACUCCCGGGGACUCACCCGCAGCAUCGAGUGGCGGCGGCGGCGUUGAAGAACAUGAAGCAGGCUAGACUGGCCACCAGAAGCGGCCACACGGGAGGUGCGGCCGCGACCCUGGAAACCGUACCUUUCUCGCUCGAGAGCGCCGUCGCCUCCAAGGAGGCCAUGGACGACACCAUCACCGAGCAGCAUCGCCGGGCCCUCAGCGACUCGGUGCUGACUCGCCACAACGGCUGCUGCUGCGAGAACGGAAGCCUGCCCUCCGUUGCCAAGAAGCUGCCGGAGGUCGUCGACCCAGGAGCGAUGUCCAAGCGACGAGGCACCACCCAAUGACGCCCAGAUUUCAGCUAGCGGCAUUGAGAUAUCUAUUCACCAGUCGCUGAGAAAGUGUUGCUCGAAGGCGUCCCUGGGGAGAUCUGCCGAGUGGGGCACUGAAGAGUGGACCUGACUGCCGAGCUUGUGGUUUCGACAUACAAGUCUUCGAGUCUCCUUGCAUGCGUGAGAACAGUGUAAAAAGACAAUUACAGUAGCAUAUUGGUAAGCCGGUAUGCACUACUGAAGAAAGGUGAAGUGUUCAGGGUGUGGUAAAGGUGUUUAAACCGUUAUCGCCUCAGAUGUUAAAUGGUCUAUGUGAGCUCACAAAAUCUUCUCAGUAGUAUUGAUGUCUAAGCAGAUCUAUUCACGAGUGACUAGGUAUUAUUGGGUCUGGCAUGGUCCUACCUCUGCUCAGGAUACUUGACUGAAGGGAAGUCGAAAACAGAAAAAAACAUAUGGGUAAAAAAAACGGCCUGCGGCCCACACAGCGGCAACAAACCCAUAUCGCUACACCUGUAAGGUUACUGGCAGCUCACAUACAUGACACCGUGUUUUUCUGAGAACUAUAUGCGGUGAACAGCGAAAUGGCACGGCACUGCUCAGUCACUAACUGGCAGCAAUAUUUCCGCAUGGUAAGGCCAUCGGGAGCCUGUGACGACGAUGUUCUCAAAUAAAUGUGUUGACAAGCAAUGACAUAACUAGGGGAACUAAGUCUGAGUUUAAGACAACAGUGCAUGUACACUGGCAGCAUAGGUUGAAUGUGCAAAAGUUAUGCCCCUUCAAUCUGUGGCCAUAAGCCGGCUGGUACGUGAGUUUAUAUGUGUCCUGCGCAUCGCAAAGGCACGUAUACAAAUAGAACGUUUCCAAUGAGAAAUGCAGGCGUUUGCCGGCUCGCAUAUGUUAACUGCCCUGCUGCUCUCCACAGGGAUGUUAAAGUGGAUGAAAAGCUUAUAGAGAAGAGCAAUUAGAAUAUUUUGCUAAUUAUCUGGCGCGUAUAGCAGUGAUCUGAGGAUAGAGAUGGAACUGUUGUGCAGGUUGAACUUUUCUUCAAGGUUGUAAUUGAAAGUCGGUGCUCGAUUGAAAAGGAAAUCUACCUACGAUGGAAAUAUGAUUGCAAGUGGCCGGAGCUUGUUUCAAGCUUCUGUGAAAAAGGGACAGAUGGAUUGCUUCAAAAGCGACAGAGUCUAGAAGAAAAGAAAGAAGCUUGUUCAGAGGUUAAUAUUUGGGGGCGUGCUACCCUGCACGAGAACGCGCAAAGAGUUCAGCAAGUAGGGAAGAAAAGACCAACAUCGUGCUCUAUGUAAGCACAUUCAGCCGUAACAGAAAGUAUAGCAUCUAAGGAACAAUUCUUUCUUCAUCAUAGGGCACAGGAAGAGCGUCAAAGAGCUGACACUCGAAAUGGUCGCGAGCGAAAUUCCAGUUGCGUAUUGUAGAAUGUAGAAUAUACAAGGAUAAUGGUGCUGAGUAAUGUACACUAUUAGGGGGCGAAAUAAAGUCUGUGCUUUUUUUUAUAAAAAACACCAACCUCUCAAGUAUACAAUCUAGUUUUCAGAAAGCGGUUUCUUACUAACCUUUUGAGGAAGAGGAAUGGUUUGAUGUGCACAGUUAUAGCCAGGGCAAAAAAAGUAAGCCUUAGUAACUGAGCAGUGUCUGUUAAAAAGUCUUCUAAAACAUCCAGAAGUUUAAGGCCGAAUGUGAAUAUGUAAAAUUCAUUACGUUCGAAGUGUUGUGCAUCUAGUUUGUUCACUAAAAAUGAACUAAAAAUGAUUCCGUCCUAGUGAUGUGAUCAGAUGAUAUAGCCUUACAAAGCAAUUGCAGGAAAUAACCUUUAAAAAACGCGAACGCCAUUGUCUAUUGGACACUGGUUCUUUUGGCGCUAGAAGCUGUCGCACCAGCUGGCAGAUCAAUGUUGUGAACCAUUUCAACAUUACUGUAUAAGGCGUCUGUACAGCGCAUCACCUUAAGCCCCAUCAAAAACAAUGUGGUAUGUAUGAUGUAUUUCGCACAUGCACGAUGCGAAUGUGCAUGUGUAUCGUGCAUGUGGUACAAAAACAGUGUGGUAGAAAACCAAAAAGUUCGGCCUGCAAGCACCGGUCAAGGCCACGUUUACGAAGCAUCUUAGUGGGGAAGGUGGCUAGAAGCACUGCGGCCCUAUGAAUUUAAGGUGCUCAAUGACAUUGUAUUGAAUAUAGUUAAUAUUGUGUGCCUGAAUGUAUACGCCUCUGUUCUAUUUCUUGAUGACAGUGGUCGGGAAAUUAGCCAAGUGACCAUCUUUGUGAGCCAUCAUACACUUCAUUAUACGUGUUUAUGAUAUAUUCCACUCAUUUAGCCCUUUCUGCGCGGCUUUGAUUAUGCCUAAAUGAUGUGUGCAUCAAGGCGGGGACAUCACAAAAGACGAAGCUACUAUUGGUGAUUACUUCCUGCGAGCGAUGGGCUGUACCAUGCUUAACAAAAGAGUGUAGCUCUACUUUUGCAUUAUGUUUCCUCACUAUUCCUAUGGACUACGUCUUUUAUAACAUUAGACAUGCUGAAGUGUGGCUACCACUUAAUAUAGGAGGACUAGAAAUUUGGGUUAAUUUUCUACAAGAUGCGAGGCCCGCAAGGCAAGUUACCAGCAUGCGCUUUCUUCUUACGCAGCAACUCUGUGCCUGUUCUUACAAAGUCAGCAUGAAGAUCACUGCACGUAAAGGACUGUGUAAGAGAAUUACCUUUAGCUUGUUGAGUGGUAUAAUAAGCUCAGUGCUGUUGAAGGUAGGCCGUAAAUUAGAAAGGGUUCUUCUACGUCUUAGGCAAGUCACUUGCCAUGGAAAGCAUAAUGCGAAUCCCACAGAGAAUUUUACAAGGACACAUGAAAGGUUCUUGAAAAUUUUGAUCUUCUUCAGGAAGUUGACCGAUGAGAAGGUUGAUGAUGCCGUAUGUGGAGUGGAUUUACCGGCUAGAUGGUUGGUCAACUAAACAGCAAAGUGCAUGUGUUGUUGUGUCCUUACGUUAACCCCAAAAGAUGUUUCACUACAUGAAAGGCAACACACAAUUUUUGUUCAAAGCCCUUGAUUUUCUUGUGUCCCACUGGGCUGAAAGAAGUGUUACGAGAGGGUCUUUUAUUGACAAGAACAGGUAUGUACCAGACAAGAAAGUAGCAGAAAUGUAGAACGGUGUUUACUUGUCUGCAGCAAGCUUUAUUUGAGAAGCGGUCAAAUGUUUUGCCUUCUGUUGAGCGCAAUGUACUCAAGUGAUUGGCCACUGAUGUGUGGGGUUCGGUGAAGUGAAAUGUAUACACCCAAAAUAUCUACACACUGUUUUAUCCGACAUUUCUGUCAGAUCAUUAUACGUAACUGUAUGAGAAGCUCUAUAAUAUAAAUUAGGCUACACAGGCAGGCAGGAAAUGAACUUUAUUUUAGCCCGCACGAUCACAAAACAAAUGCUGAUUUGUCAAGUUCAGAUAUUAAUAAGUUAGUAUGCCUAAAAGAAAUAGGAAACCAGGUUUAUAGAGAGAACUCGAUGAAGAUCAUUGGUAACUUGAAUUUUAACAUGACAAAGUCAGUAACCAGCAUUGUUAGCUGCAUGUUUUCCAAGUGCACUGCUUUGUGAACAAGCAAGACCAGCUGGAGAAGCCCGUGCAUAAGACUGUUCAACAAUGAAGUAAACGAGCAGGAAAACCUAGAGAUAUUAUUCAGGUAUAAUGUCGAACACACAUUGUAAACAGUAUAAAUUGUUAACGAAGGUGUACAAAGCAUGUUAGCACUCUUCUGUGCACAGCUAAGCAUUGUUAUAGGAAGAGUCAUCCUGUCUACAGUGGUUUUAGAAAUGUUCCAUAUGGCUCUGAAGUGCUAACCACAUGGGAGCUACGUGCCACUAGUUUCAGCGUGUCGUCGCUGAGCGUCAGACAGUACACUUUAUGCGGAAUAAUACGAAGUCUAUAACUGUAUCGUUAAGCUGUAAACCACAGUGUACUUGCGUUGAUUGCAACAGAUUUGAGAUUCAAUCCUGGAUUAUCCCGGAGCGUAAGACAUACGCCCCGACCAAAGAAUGAAGCGCCCAAGUUGAAUCGGCAACAUUCCAUGUGGUUGAAAAUCUUCAGACAACAUUCUUCGUAGAACCGACACCGUGUGAUACAGAAAGAGCUAAUAUAUAAAUUGGAAUCGCGCAUUAAUGUUUAAAUGCUUAUAUUUCACUUGCUAUAAACAAGACUUUGCUGCACUGCAGGUAUUAGUCAUCUUUAGUAGGAAACUGUGGGAACUAGAGGUACAAAAAACGAGCCUGCUCUCCGACAUGCUUGCCGCUGGCGUUCUUUCUUCGUGGCAUUGUGGCCGUUUAGUCACUCUUGAUUAACCCGCAGUCCCCACAUAGGGUGUGCCUACAGAUCAGGACUUGGAGAAAAAAAAAUUGUGCUGUUGCUCUAAACAGGCGCGCAGGAAUAAACUGAACUGGUUUUUAAACGCAACAUUACCACAAAGUAAAACAAAACCUUAUGUUCAAACAAAUGAUUCCCAGUGUGACUCUGCGUAAAUAUUUCCAUACCUCAUGCUAAAGUGUCUUUUAUUGUUAAGGUAUAGCGUAUUUUCCGUAAUUCAAUGUCACGUAUCUUCAUAUGUGCUCGUUAAAGCAUGUGAAAAUGGUUCUGUAUAAACUUUUUAUGCUGUUGUUUCAGAGAUUUCAGAGAUUUCACAGCUGUCAGAGAUUAUUUUCUGUGGAGCUAAUAAAACGUGCUGUUUUAUAAAAAA
Dermacentor albipictus is the source of this 7025-nucleotide messenger RNA. RefSeq names its product galanin receptor type 1-like. NCBI's taxonomy places the organism in Eukaryota, Metazoa, Arthropoda, Arachnida, Ixodida, Ixodidae. Gene Ontology annotation, cellular component: plasma membrane. Gene Ontology annotation, biological process: cellular response to hormone stimulus; G protein-coupled receptor signaling pathway. Gene Ontology annotation, molecular function: peptide binding; G protein-coupled receptor activity. The record is from RefSeq and is a predicted model, not a curated record.